Molecule: messenger RNA, 2334 nt
Organism: Hemibagrus wyckioides
Lineage: Eukaryota; Metazoa; Chordata; Actinopteri; Siluriformes; Bagridae
Product: nucleolar protein dao-5-like
Exons: 23
Coding region: 1-2334 (777 amino acids)
Biological process (GO): cilium assembly; intraciliary transport
Cellular component (GO): centrosome; motile cilium; intraciliary transport particle B
Source: RefSeq, a predicted model, not a curated record
AUGGCCAAUAGUAGCAGUGAUGAGUCUGAAGACAGUACCAAGGCUAGUAUCGACCCUUGUACGCCAACUAAACAUGAUGAAGAGGAUGAUGAGGAGGAGGAGGAGGAUUCUGAUGACACAGAGUCAGAUGAAGAUGAUGGGGAGCCAAGAACUGCUCCAGAACGAUACACACCACAGACCACUGUGAUGGACAAACCAUGUGCUAAACAAUCAGACCCAACGGUGCUCUCCCCGUGGCUUUCUGAGAACCGUAAACAGCACAAUGUCACUGAAGUGAAGGUGAAGAGUAUCGAGAGUGCACAGAAGAACCCAAAAGCUAUUGAUGACUGGAUAGAUAGCAUCAGUCGACUCCAUCGCUCCAAACCUCCAGCCACAGUACUUUACACCAGACCCAUGCCAGACAUUGAUACCCUGAUGCAGGAAUGGCCACCUGAGUUUGACAAGCUUUUGGGCAAGCAAAAAAAGACAGGACCACCUGCUAGACCAUGUGAACCAGCUGAAACUGAUGAAGAGGAUGAUGAUGAUGAGGAUGAUUCUGAUGACACAGAGUCAGAUGAAGAUUAUGGGGCCCCAAGACCAGCUCCAGAACGAUACACACCACAGACCACUGUGAUGGAUAAACCAUGUGCUAAGCAAUCAGACCCAACGGUGCUCUCCCCGUGGCUUUCUGAGAACCGUAAACAGCACAAUGUCACUGAAGUGAAGGUGAAGAGUAUCAAGAGUGCACAGAAGAACCCAAAAGCUAUUGAUGACUGGAUAGAUAGCAUCAGUCAACUCCAUCGCUCCAAACCUCCAGCCACAGUACUUUACACCAGACCCAUGCCAGACACUGAUACCCUGAUGCAAGAAUGGCCACCUGAGUUUGAAGAGCUUUUGGGCAAGCUGAACCUCCCCACAGCAGAUAUUGACUGUGACCUGGAAGAGUACAUCGACACAAUUUGCGGUAUCUUGGACAUUCCAGUAUACGAGAGCCGAAUCCAGUCUCUCCAUGUCCUGUUCUCACUUUAUUCUGAAAUCAGAAACUUCCAGGUUUGUUUUAAUUCUUUGGCUUUCCUGUGCUCCUCUCAACGCACAUUUUUUUUGUUGCACAAAACUAAGUUAGCUCUCGAGCCAACUCCUGAGCUUAUUGCUAAGCCGCCCAACAACAAGACUCUGGACAUCAAUGACUCAGGAGAGGUGGCCAGUUUGUACGCACCUACUCCAUGGCAAGCAGUCUUAAGGAACACAAGCCAACAGCAGCUGAAAAGCAUGGCCAAUAGUAGCAGUGAUGAGUCUGAAGACAGUAUCAAGCAAAAAAAGACAGGACCACCUGCUAGACCAUGUGAACCAGCUGAAACUGAUGAAGAGGAUGAUGAUGAUGAGGAGGAUGAUUCUGAUGACACAGAAUCAGAUGAAGAUUAUGGGGCCCCAAGACCAGCUCCAGAACGAUACACAACACAGACCACUGUGAUGGAUAAACCAUGUGCUAAGCAAUCAGACCCAACGGUGCUCUCCCCGUGGCUUUCUGAGAACCGUAAACAGCACAAUGUCACUGAAGUGAAGGUGAAGAGUAUCAAGAGUGCACAGAAGAACCCAAAAGCUAUUGAUGACUGGAUAGAUAGCAUCAGUCAACUCCAUCGCUCCAAACCUCCAGCCACAGUACUUUACACCAGACCCAUGCCAGACAUUGAUACCCUGAUGCAAGAAUGGCCACCUGAUUUUGAAGAGCAUUUGGGCAAGCAAAAAAAGACAGGACCACCUGCUAGACCAUGUGAACCAGCUGAAACUGAUGAAGAGGAUGAUGAUGAUGAGGAUGAUUCUGAUGACACAGAAUCAGAUGAAGAUUAUGGGGCCCCAAGACCAGCUCCAGAAGGAUACACACCACAGACCACUGUGAUGGACAAACCAUGUGCUAAGCAAUCAGACCCAACGGUGCUCUCCCCGUGGCUUUCUGAGAACCGUAAACAGCACAAUGUCACUGAAGUGAAGGUGAAGAGUAUCAAGAGUGCACAGAAGAACCCAAAAGCUAUUGAUGACUGGAUAGAUAGCAUCAGUCAACUCCAUCGCUCCAAACCUCCAGCCACAGUUCUGUACACCAGACCCAUGCCAGACAUUGAUAACCUGAUGCAAGAAUGGCCACCUGAUUUUGAAGAGCUUUUGGGCAAGCAAAAAAAGACAGGACCACCUGCUAGACCAUGUGAACCAGCUGAAACUGAUGAAGAGGAUGAUGAUGAUGAGGAGGAUGAUUCUGAUGACACAGAGUCAGAUGAAGAUGAUGGGGACCCAAGACCAGCUCCAGAAGGCACUAAGAAUUUGGCAGAGGCAACCCUCUACGGACAGCUUGAGCAUCAUUGA